AUGUCUUGGAACAACCGUGAGCUGGUGGUUGACAUUAUCUCCUAUAAACUUUCACAGAAAGGACACCGCUGGAGUGCGUUUAGUGAUGAAGAAGGAACAACGACAGAGGCCCCAGAAGGGCCUGAAUCUGAGAUGGAAACCCCCAGUGCCACUGCGGACAACCCAGCUCGUCACCUGCUGGAACGUCCUGCAUCGCAUGUAGCCAUGGGCCACGGCUGCGGCGUGGAUGCCCCCAAGGUGACCCCAGUGUACCCGCUGAAGCAAGCACUGAGGGAGGCGUGUAAUGAAUUUGACCUAAGGUACCAGCAGGCAUUCAGCAACCUGACAGCUCAAUUCUACAUCACCCCUGCGACGGCCUACGAGACCUUCGAGCAGGUCGUGAAUGAACUCUUUCGGGAGGAGGUGAACUGGGGUCCUAUCAUGGCCUUCUUUGCCUUUGGUGGGACCCUGUGCGUGCAGAGCGCAGACAAGGAGAAGUGGGGCUUGGUGAGUCAGAUUGCCGGUUGGAUGAUCACUUACCUGAAUAGCCACCUAGACCCUUGGAUCCGGGACAAUGGUGGCUGGGACACCUUUGCAGAACUCUAUGGGAACAAGGGGGUGGCCGAGGGCAGAAGAAGCCAGGAACUCUUCCAGCGCUGGGUCCUGACUGGCACGACCUUGUCUAGCAUGGCCCUACUGGGUUCACUGCUCUUCAGUCUGAAAUAA
Molecule: messenger RNA, 705 nt
Organism: Sorex fumeus (smoky shrew)
Lineage: Eukaryota; Metazoa; Chordata; Mammalia; Eulipotyphla; Soricidae
Product: bcl-2-like protein 1
Exons: 1
Coding region: 1-705 (234 amino acids)
Biological process (GO): negative regulation of intrinsic apoptotic signaling pathway; extrinsic apoptotic signaling pathway in absence of ligand; intrinsic apoptotic signaling pathway in response to DNA damage
Cellular component (GO): mitochondrial outer membrane
Molecular function (GO): protein homodimerization activity; protein heterodimerization activity
Source: RefSeq, a predicted model, not a curated record